AUGGCUUCUUCGAAUGGUGAGGCUGAGCAACAAUGGAUAGAGAAUGUUAAGUCAGGAGGAGCAGUUCCCUGUCUAACACCUGAAAACUGUCCUAAUGGCUGGACUACUCCUUCUGGUGAUUCAUUUAUGGUCAGAGGCCCAGAAUAUCUUACAAACAAGGUAAAAAUACCAGGUGGAGAAUAUCUUCUGAAGCCUCUUGGAUUUGAUUGGAUCAAAGGACCAGCAAAAAUCUGUGAGAUCCUGAAAGACAAUAAUCAUCGAGUUAGAAAAGCUAUUGAUGAGGAGGUUUCACAUGGUAACCAGCCUUUUGUCUGGGCAUUCAACUUGCAACUGCCCAAGGACAACUACAGUGCAAUAUUCUACUUCGUAUCGCUAGAGGCUAUACCUGAAGGCUCACUUAUGGACCAAUUCUUGAAAGGAGAUGAUGCUUUCCGAAACUCAAGGCUUAAGUUAAUAGCAAACAUUGUUAAGGGGCCCUGGAUUGUUCGGACUGCUGUUGGUGAACAAGCCAUCUGUAUAUUGGGGAGAGCCCUUUCGUGCAAGUAUACUCAAGGAUCAAACUUCAUUGAAGUUGAUGUGGAUAUCGGGUCUUCUAUAGUUGCAAAUGCAAUUGUUCAUUUGGCAUUUGGCUAUAUCACAACGCUAACUGUAGAUUUGGCCUUUCUCAUUGAGAGUCAAACUGAAUCAGAGCUCCCUGAGAGACUUCUUGGAGCCGGAAGGUUUUCUGAGUUAAAUCCUGGAUCAGCUGGUUUGUUUGAAAAGCGAUCUGAAGAGCAUCAGGAAAGCACUCAGUCUCGGCCUGUAGGAUUUUGGCAGGGUUUCUCUCAGCUGUUAAACAACCAAGGCAAUCCGAGGGAGCCAUCCCCUACUUUGCAGAAUACUAAUGGAAGUUUGCACAAAGAAGAAGCAAAUGAGAAUUCUAAAUGGUAA
Miscanthus lutarioriparius is the source of this 930-nucleotide messenger RNA. The record is from the annotation of a GenBank genome assembly. NCBI's taxonomy places the organism in Eukaryota, Viridiplantae, Streptophyta, Magnoliopsida, Poales, Poaceae.